This is a messenger RNA of Suillus subaureus, 1068 nucleotides long. RefSeq lists its product as uncharacterized. Bases 1 to 1068 code for a protein of 355 amino acids. Lineage: Eukaryota; Fungi; Basidiomycota; Agaricomycetes; Boletales; Suillaceae. The record is from RefSeq and is a predicted model, not a curated record. The transcript has 7 exons.
AUGAAUCCCUUAGAGGUGACAGUGGAGAUCCUGCCCUGUUCUUCAUAUAGGAUCAAGCAUCUUCCUGGAGGACCUUGGGCAGUGGCUAGGUGGAGUGCAGUUUUCAUUCCCACUCUCAUUUCCACUAUCAGAGACCAGGAAGAAGUCUGGGGUUGUAUCAAGUCAGAAGCAAUGUUCCAUGCUACUAUACAGGACACCUGGGAUGUCAUCUAUGAAGAUAUCCCCCAUACCAUUACAAAUGAUGAACCUGUUAUGGCUAUAGCUCUCCAACAGCUAUCAGAGUGGCGCAAUUGCAUUGGCACCAUAGCUGUCACAGUAUACACAAACUUCAUGUCAUUGCAAGGCAAUAUCAAGACUGAUGAAGAUUGCAAAGGAUUUUCCAAGAGCUUACUUGUCAAGCUAGUAUUCCUAUAUGGGAGCAUCACAGAGGAAGGGAAAUUGGAGAAACCUUUCAAGUCUGAGCUUAUCAUUCAGGUGGAACAUGCCAUCUGCCUUAUCACUUCCGAGACACUUGUCAGCAAAUUAGAGGUGAACAGUAAAGGCAAGGCCAUCAAGGACCCUCACUCUCUCAAUAAGUCCUCAGGCAAGAUCACAUGGGUCAUGGGUCAAGCCUCAAAUGUCAAACUUUGGCAGAAUUAUCCAAAACCCACAGAGAAGGCCAAGGAAUUCUUUCAUCAUGGUGACAAGCUCACCUCCAACAAGGCCAAACGAGCACCUGUUGCAGCUGCAAGUGACUCCGAACUUGAAGAAAGCUUAGGGCUAUCUAUCUCAAAAAAGGCUCCCAUUAGAAGCAAGAACUAUUCUGUUGUUGUUCAAAGCAAAGAUGAGGAGGAACUUAAUCACGAUGCUGACAUCGUCAAGAUUUCUGCACCAAUGUCCUCCAACACAAGUGCCCAGGCCAAUGAGUCUGAAAGUGAGACUGAGUGUCCCAAGGAGGAUUCUGAGGCUGAAAUGAAGUGCUUGAGCAAAGAAUGGCUCUCAUCUAUCUGCGGUAUAGGACCAGCAUUUGAGCCAGUGAAUUUUGUUGACCAUCUCAAGCAAACACCUGUACAUAAAUUAAAAUUUUGA